Molecule: messenger RNA, 850 nt
Organism: Lampris incognitus (smalleye Pacific opah)
Lineage: Eukaryota; Metazoa; Chordata; Actinopteri; Lampriformes; Lampridae
Gene: aqp8b
Product: aquaporin 8b
Exons: 5
Coding region: 1-780 (259 amino acids)
Biological process (GO): transmembrane transport; water transport
Cellular component (GO): plasma membrane
Molecular function (GO): water channel activity
Source: RefSeq, a predicted model, not a curated record
AUGGCUGACGAGAAACUGGAGAUGGGGGAAGUCCGGACGUCCCUUGUGCCGUCGCAGCCCGCGGCGCCGCCCGAGAGGCCCCCCAACAAAUUCGAGCGCUUGAUACAGCCCUGUCUCGCUGAGCUGGUGGGGACCACGUUUUUCGUGUUCAUCGGCUGCGUCUCCGUCAUAGAGAACGUGGAGGCCGCAGGGAGGCUUCAGCCGGCGCUAGUGCACGGCCUGGCCGUGGCCGUCAUGGUGGCCUGCAUGGCGGAGAUCAGCGGCUCCCAUUUCAACCCCCCGUUCACGCUGGCCAUCUACCUCUGCAGAGGCAUGGAGAUGACGAUGGUGGCCCCCUAUCUCAUAAGCCAAGUGGUUGGAGGAGUGAUUGGAGCUGCCAUGGCAAAGGCAAUGACCACGGCGGAGAACUACGCCAAGGCCCAGGGGGCAGCGUUCGCCAUACUGCAGUCUCAGGAUCAGCUCGGAGGAGCUCUGUUCGGGGAAAUCGCCAUGACCUGUCUCGUCACCAUGGUGGUGCUGCUGGGGGCCGUUAACGACAAGAGCAAAAGCCCCUUAGUGCCGUUCAUGGUGGGCUGCACCGUCAUCAUCAACGUCCUGGCCGGUGGGGAUGUAUCCGGUACCUGCCUAAACCCAGCCAGAGCCUUUGGCCCGGCGUUGGUGAGCGGGUAUUGGACCUACCACUGGGUCUACUGGGUGGGCCCCAUUAGCGGUGGCUUGGUAGCAGCUGCAUUGGUCCGACUUCUCCUGGGAGACAGGAACACGCGACUGAUCCUGAAAUGAGACUUGUGUUUUGAUUCAUUCGAGUGAGGUGACUUAUCGCACCGUUUCCCCCCAAAAUCAAACCUUCCCG